UCUGAGACACUUUCAAAGACGCUUUAUUAAUCUGUUCAUGUGACUGUUAUUGAAAUCUGUGCAGCAUCAGUGGGAGAUUAUUAUUGACAGAAUGAAUAAAGUCUAUUUAACAGACUCUAGGAGUGGUUAACUGCGUAUGUUGAAUGUUUUGUGGGUUAUUAUGUGUUUCUCGCAGUUUGCAUUAAUUGUUUCCAGGUUAUGCUGUUAUGUUGAUUUUCAGUUCAUUAUAAUUAUUAUUGUUCUCGGCCUCAAAUCAAGAACAUUUCGAAUUAUUGACAAAAGACACUUGAGCAUGCAGGAAUCAGGCACGGGAAAACAGCAUCGUCACACUACAGGGUGGGGCAAAACAAAAGUGAAACUAAAGAUAAAGAACGAACGUCGCAGCAGCAGCAGCUCGACUCCUGACUUGUGAUCCGUCAGAUACAGUAAAGAUGGCGACGGGGCCUUUACCACCGACUGAGAUGUCAGCGAUCAGCUCCAGUUCAGAUGAUCCAGUGAUCCGGAUUCUUCUGAUGGGCAGAAAGGGUUCUGGGAAAAGCUCAUCUGGAAACACCAUACUGAGAGGAAAAAAGUUUAAACUUAAAAAGCAGGAAGCUGAAGUUUGUGAUGCAGAAGCAAAGGUUGGAGAGAAGCAGGUUGCUGUGAUUGAUUGUCCAGAUCUACUGGAUCCAGAUCUGAGUAAAGAACGGCUGGAGGAGAUGAAAGAUCAGCUGCUCUCUCGAUGUUCAGCAGGUCUCAGUUCAGUUCUGCUCACCGUUCCUCUAGAGAAACCACUGGAAAAUGAGGAAGAGAUCUUGGAUUUUAUUAAGGGUUUAUUUGGUCCUGAAGUUCAAAAGUACAUCAUGAUCCUGUUCACACAUGAAGAUGAUCUGGAGGAACUGGAUGAACCACAGACCAUUGAUGAAUAUCUGCAAUACCACGAGGAUCUCCAGCGACUGGUGACUGUAUGUGGAGGAAAGUUUUACUGUUUCAAUAACAAGAGCAAAUCAGAUGAUCAGGUACAAGAACUACUGCAGAAGAUUGAAGGAAGGAUGGAGGAAAACAGAGGGAAAUUUAGCAUGGAACGAAUGAAGAGGAGUGAAAGCAAGGACAUUGUAACAAAUUUUUCAGAAGGAAGUUCAGUGGAUGAAGAUCCAGAUGACAUUCAGAUUCCUGAGAGGAAAAACCAGAUCAGGCUGGUUCUGUUGGGAAAAACUGGAGCUGGGAAAAGUGCUGCAGGAAACACUAUCAUUGGUAAAAGAGUGUUUAAAUCCACUGUCAGCUCAAACUCUGAAACAAAACAGUGUCAGUCAGAAACCACUGAGAGGAUGGGUAAAAAUAUCUCCGUGAUCGACACGCCUGGAAUUUAUGAUAAUGAACUCAGUAAUGAGGAGGUUAUUAAAGAAUUAGUGAAAUGCAUAACGUAUGCCUCUCCAGGACCGCAUGCUUUUAUUAUUGUGAUAAAAGUGGGUCGAUUCACUGAGGAGGAGAAAAAUACAAUAAAGGAGCUAAAAGAAGUGUUUGGAGAAAAAAUAGAGAAAUAUGCCAUGGUCAUCUUCACACACAAAGAUCAGUUAGAUAAGAAAAAGCAAACCAUUGAUGAGUUUCUACAGGAAAGUGAUCCAGAUCUUAAGAAGCUGGUACAGAGCUGUGGAAACCGAUUCUUCUGUUUAGACAAUGAAUCUUCCAGUUACUCACAGUUCAAAGAUCUUCUGAGUAAAAUAGAGAAGAUGGUGAGUGAGAAUGGAGGCCACUUUACUAAUGACCUGUUUGAAGGAACAGAGAAAUGCAUUCGGGAGAUUCAGAAACAGAAACUGCGUGAGAAAGUGGAGCAGUUAAAACAGAAACAGAAAGGGGGCAUUAUAACAGAAUGGCAGAUAAUGUAUUGGAGUUUAGCAGAGGAGUCUCGACAGGAAGCUCUGCAUGUUAUGUUCAGUGAAGUGUACAUAGCAGCUAUAGCCAGACUCAUGGGGAAGGUGGUGGUGACUCCUGAGGAGGAAGAGAGCACCAUAAAGGAGGCUGAGAGCUUAGGAAUCAGUCGUGGAGAGGCAGUUCGACUUGCAUUCAGAGCCACACGGAAGCUAGCAAACCAGAGGAUCUGUGUGAUUCAGUGAGAAACCUCAAUAAUAAUCACACACAUAAGAUUACCUACAAACUUCUUCAACUGUUUCUUUUUCUAAUUAAUGAUCAUUUUACUUGUUGAUAUCUUGAAACCGCUCACUGUCAUUGCCAUUUUUUAUUCUUUCAUAAAUGCCUUUUUUUGCUCUAUUAUUUUUGUUUGAUUAUACCUGAAUCAAGAGUGAGUGUGAAUCUGAAAUGAAUAUCAUAUCUGGAAUCACUAGUGAAGAAAAGCAGUACAGUAACACUUCUCUCAUGCUGACAAACUGUACUGAAUAAGUAUUGCUCAUC
Molecule: messenger RNA, 2388 nt
Organism: Carassius carassius (crucian carp)
Lineage: Eukaryota; Metazoa; Chordata; Actinopteri; Cypriniformes; Cyprinidae
Exons: 5
Coding region: 432-2093 (553 amino acids)
Molecular function (GO): GTP binding
Source: RefSeq, a predicted model, not a curated record